GAUAGAAAGAGAAAGUGAAAGAGUAUGCUCGCACAUUGCAGCUGCCUCCAGCGCAUUUCCCUCCCCUCCCCUCUCCCUAACCCCAUUCCCCUCUUCAUAUCCUAUUCUUAAUCCCCCACUUCUCUCUACCUUCAGCGCCACCACCACAACCGAUCCAUUUUUUCUCCACGGCCAACGCUCAGAAUGUCUCUUCACCAUUUAUUAUUUCCCUUUCUAGUACUCGCAUUCUCUUCUACUUCUUCAGUAGCUGCUGCUCCAAAGGAGCAAACUUUAAACACCCAAGAAGCUGAAUUCUUUAACCCUAAGCUUCCACCACGUACUCUUUCUUCAUCCAAAAAGUUUGAAGGCUCAUCGAACCUGGUCGACCUUCGUUACCACAUGGGUCCGGUGCUUUCCUCUUCACCGAUCAACAUCUACCUCAUCUGGUACGGUCGUUGGUCCGUUUCCCAAAAACUCCUCAUCAAAGACUUCCUAACCUCCAUCUCCCCUUCCUCCACACCAUCUGCUUCACCUUCCCCUUCUGUUUCUGAAUGGUGGAAAACCGUUUCUCUUUACACCGACCAAACCGGAGCCAACGUUUCCCGAACGGUUGUCAUAGCGAAAGAACACUCCGAUUCGCGCUACUCCCAUGGUUCUCACCUCACGCGCCUUUCUAUCCAACAAGUUAUUGCCAACGCCGUCAAAACCGCUCCUUUCCCCGUCGACCACCAGAAUGGAAUCUACUUGAUCCUCACCUCCCAUGACGUUACCGUUCAAGACUUUUGCCGUGCCGUUUGCGGCUUCCAUUACUUCACAUUCCCAUCCAUGGUGGGUUACACUUUACCCUAUGCUUGGAUCGGGAACUCAGGGAAACAAUGUCCCGAGGUCUGCGCUUACCCCUUCGCCGUUCCAGGCUACAUGGGCGGCGGUGGUCCAGGUGCAUUGGCUCCACCGAACGGAGACGUCGGCUUGGAUGGGAUGAUUAGUGUGAUUGCCCACGAGUUGGCUGAGCUUGCGACGAACCCGCUGGUGAACGCAUGGUAUGCCGGCGAGGACCCGACUGCGCCAACCGAGAUAGGUGAUAUGUGUGAAGGGUUGUACGGAACAGGUGGAGGAGGAGGAUACAUCGGUCAAGUUAUGAGGGAUAAGAAAGAAAGAACUUAUAACAUGAAUGGGAGCAAAGGAAGGAAAUUUUUGGUGCAAUGGGUUUGGAGUCCUGUGUUGAAAGCUUGUGCCGGUCCAAAUGCUUUGGACUAAAUUUUAAUUUAGUUUAUUUUGUUAUUUUGUUAUUUUUUUAAAAUCAGGUUCUUUUCCAUGGAAUCUUGAUUUUGUCAUUUUAAUUUUGUUUAGGGGGAGAUAGCUAUGUAUACUGAGUACAGCGAUGGAGAGUAUGAUUUAGUUUGUAGAAGUAUGAAAAGUUGGAUGGUUAAGGUGAAGAAGCCUGAAGGCAGGGGUGUUUAGAUUUUAUUUUUGUAAUAUUUAUUCAUAUUUUUAUAGCAUUAUUUUUAUUAGAUAUUAUUAGAAAUUUUCAUUUGAUAAGUUCUGCAGUUUGUUGUUCUUCUUUUAGCAGCUUUAGUUUCAAAAUGUGUGUGUGUGUGUGUUUUUUUUUUUUUGAAGUUUGAAGUGUUCCUCUUGUUCCUGAAUUCCCUCAAGAAAUUCAAAAGCUAUAAAAUUGUUCAGUCUUGCACCAAGCCGCUGCAAUUUCUCGUUGCACCAACAAUAGUGCUUCUGAGUUCUGAUAAGAGCAAAACCAGUGUUAUUAGCUGAUUAAAGCAAUGGUCUAAGAUGAAUCUUCCAUUGGUGAUUGGCAGGUGAAUAAUGCAGAACAGUGCAUAGAUUGAGCUUU
Messenger RNA from Durio zibethinus, 1825 nucleotides. Its product is annotated as protein EXORDIUM-like 5. The record is from RefSeq and is a predicted model, not a curated record. NCBI's taxonomy places the organism in Eukaryota, Viridiplantae, Streptophyta, Magnoliopsida, Malvales, Malvaceae.